This is a messenger RNA of Anopheles moucheti, 9008 nucleotides long. RefSeq lists its product as uncharacterized. Gene Ontology annotation, biological process: chemical synaptic transmission. The transcript is spliced from 8 exons. Gene Ontology annotation, cellular component: dendritic spine; plasma membrane; cytoplasm. Lineage: Eukaryota; Metazoa; Arthropoda; Insecta; Diptera; Culicidae. The record is from RefSeq and is a predicted model, not a curated record. Bases 1 to 6399 code for a protein of 2132 amino acids. Gene Ontology annotation, molecular function: protein binding.
AUGGUUAGUUCGACCGUUGCUUUCGAUAAAAAGUCAUCCACGACACCAGUAGAGAGCACCUCAGUCGACCAAAAUGAUAGCAGUACUAUUUCCUCCCUGCCUUUCAGCAGCAGCGUUAGCGGCCCCUGUAAUGAUACGGCAGGUGUGCUGACACACGAUAGUAGUGGUAUCACGUCCGCGAACGAUGUGCCCACGGCGUUGAGUUUUAGUGAACAGAAAAUAUCCUUGCUAUUCCCAAAAUGCAAACCGCGCAGUGAGUACCACUAUGUCAUGAACAGCAGCAGUAGCAGCAGUGCUUGUGCGAACGGUAAUAGUAGCAAAAACAAUAAUAAUUGCCUGAUGGACGUCGGCAGCAUGUCGCUCGGUUCCACGCAUUCGCUUGCGACGUAUGUGACGCGUACCAGCCCGCCUACCGUUGUUCCGGCUCCAGGUAACAAUGCUGCGGCAGCCUCGAAGGUCUACAUGGACAUGAGCACGUACGGUAACAAUAAUAGCGGUGGAAGUAACAGCAGCACCAACCACGGUACGAGCGAGUUUGACUAUAAUGCCGAAAAGGAAUUGGUCGUUGGUAAGGGAUUGCAGAUGAAUACGUGCGGCAUGAACAACAACAUCGGUGGAGGUGGUAACAACGCCGGCGGUAAUAAUAAUCACUACAGCAACAACCAUCCUGCCGGUGGAGGCAACAGCGGCGGUGGUGGAGGAGGUGGAGGUGGAGGCUCAGGAAGUAGUGGAGUUGUUGGUGGUGGAACAGCCGGUGGAGGCAUGGGUAUGAAGAGUGACGUCUACGGUAGCAGCAGUAUAAAACAUUCGUCCAAUCAAUCCGUCAGCAAGAACACCUCAUCUACCGACGGUUACAGCUUUUACUACAGCAAUCAACCACCUUCGCUGACGUGCUCGCCAACCGAAAAUCAAUCUGCUAUCAGCGUCGCAACACUGGGUAAUAACAGCAGCAGUACAACGGGUGGCCUCCUGCUAUCCGAUGACGACGAAGCGAGCGAACGCACCAAGAAGGAUUCAUCCGGUGCGGGCAGAUGGAUGGAGCGCAACUACUGUCACCUUUCCGUCUCCCACUAUCCGAGCCAAGUAUCCAAGUCGAAAAGUGGUACCGGUGGUGGAAGCGGUAGCAUUGGUGUAAUGCAGGCACCCAAGCGGGGAAUCGUAUCUGCCUCCGCUUACAAACCGGUGAACUGCUACAAUAUGGUACUACAGUCACCGCUCGAGGAUGAGAGUGACAUGGAGGACAAGUUGAAGUAUUUCAACUACCAGCAUGAGAUGCAGACGUACAAUAGUACGCGCAAGGACAAGCUGGCUGGAUUUGGGAGCAGCAUCGACAUGCACUGUGUGGGUGGUAGUAUCGGUAGCGAGGGUGAAGAAAUUGUCGUCCUUAGUAGCAAUACAAAGGAGCACGGUAACUCGCUGUCGGUUACACAACCGAAGCCGGACUCUCUGUCGGAUGAGUCGGGACCGGGGCGAAAAGGUGCAUUGCACAUGGGCCAGAAGCUGGAGCACGUGCCGCACGUCGGACUCAGCGUUGCAAGUCCGAGUGUGGAGAAUGAGCAGACGUUGAAUUCAGUUGAUUUUGGCGAUAAAAUGUUAACACACUAUCCCGUAAAACCGAUCACAUUGGACGAUAGUGAGGAAAUGGUCGAGAAUAAAGUCAGCACGGGAUCCAACAUCAUUGAGUACGAUGGAUCGCCGAGACGGUUCGGGUUGAAUUUGUGCGAUGAAAGCGACUGCUACUUAGCGUCUAGUGUGAAAAUAAAUCUAACGUCCCCCUCACUACUAACGCUACCUCGGCCGGGAUUUCCGCAGCGUGUUUUAUCAACGACAACGACGGUUGCCAACAAUAAUAGCAUGACUGUCGGUCAAACCACCACCGGCAACGCUAGCUGUUCUCCUUCGCUGCUAGAUCAGGUGAACUCUACAUUGAGCAAGACGCUGUUGUUAGACGCAAGGAAUUCCAGAUCUCAAAACGAUGUGGACGGUACGAACAGCUACGGUAGUGGCGAUUUGUCCAAAACAGCUGGCAGCAGGAAAGAGCAGGACCACCACGUCUACGACUUGUUGCCAUGUGACAUUAAAGUUGGCAAACCGUCACCGUCCGAGAUGAGCAAACCGUUGGAGAAAAUCCAACUCAGCGCACAAACAGCGGAGGAUGAUUUAACGAUGGGUACUUCCAGCUUUCCACCCAUGGCCAACUCCUCCACGUUCGAUUAUCUGUACGAGUUUUCCGAAACGCGCAAAGUGCUGGAAGAGUUCUUCAAGUGUCCGUCGACCGAGGACGUGGAGAAAUUCAGCGAUUACAAUGAUAGCGCGGACGAGGAUGGGGAAAGUCUGGACGUGCAUUACGACUAUCCAGUUGAUAUGGAGCGGUCGAAAACAAUCGAAACAACAUAUAUUGGCAAUAUGAACGGCUCCGGAAAGCAGGACAACAUUACGCACUCCCCCAAGUCCCCUAUUCUCAGCGACGGUCCAACGCUGGAGGAGGAAGACGACGAUACGGCUGAUGUGGAGGAUGAAGAGGAGGAGGAUGAGAAGGAAAAUGGUAUGGCGAAGUACAAUUACAAGCUGAAGAGCAAAUCUCGCAUGACCGAGUAUUGUGGGCUGCGGAAGAAAAAGUCUGAAGCGCACCUAAAAGGCCACACGGGUUUGGAAGGAACGGACCGGUUCUGCAACAUCGAUUAUGAUCGGCGUGAGGACGAUGGUGUCAGAUUGUCGCUUAAAUCCACCCUACAGUCGGCGAGUGAUGCACGCGACUACGCAAUGUACGUACAGAGCAGCCUGCUCAAGAGUUACCCAGAGCAGCAACAGCAGCAGCAGAUCGACUCACACACCGGCAGUCAAAAUCAGUCAUCAAACCAGCAUUCUAACAACGUGAAUGAGUUGCGUUUCAAUACGUAUAUCAAUGGCGAAAGCCGUACGAGCAGUUAUGACGCCAUAAAUGACGCAAACUACGAUGGACAUCCAAUUAUUUCGAACGGCAGCGACAAGGACCCGCUGCACUACUCCCUCAACGGUGAUAGCGGCGAUGGGCGCAAGGUGUUUACACGGAAAUAUAGCAAAAACUUCAAUUAUUCGCCUGAUACGACUGAUUACGAUUCGAACUGCGGCGAUUACGACAGCGAAAUAUCGCCACAGUAUGGUAGCGACUUUGGUCUCAUAUCCGGUAACGGGGCUACCAUGUGCGAUGAUCUAAAUAAUGGCGUGAUUAGUGCUACUUCCGGCGCACCGACCGGAACUGGGGAGUCGCUCAACUGUCUGUUUGCAAAUAAUGCAAACAACUACUCGCGCUACUACGCUGCAAUGCCGGUACUGGAGGAUGGGCUGUCCAGCGGUCAUGUAUCCGACUCGGAGAACAAUCUGAAUGCGAACACGAUGACGGGUUUACUGCCGCCAGAUCUGGUCACCGGCAGCGUAAAGCAGAUGACGGGAGGUGGAAACAAUGGCGGCAAUGGGGGUUUAAUGCAAUCGGGCAGUGGAAAUACAUACGGUCUUCUAGGAGCACAGUCGCCUUCGGCAAAGCAAUCGAUAUCGUCAUCGCCCAUUGUAUCGAAGGAAAUGAAAGGCGCUCAAGGAUCGAAUGUACAGCAGGCACCGCAACAGCAGCAGAACCAAACCACUAAUGUCGAGGGCUACUUUGUGAACAACACCUUCCGUAUGGGGAAUCUUAAGCUGAACUCGGGAAUGCUGCACAACGCAAGUAUAUUUAAGAACCGCGAUCCAGAACUAGAAUCUCUGUACACUAUAAAUACUAUACAAUCGACUCCACCACCUCCGGCGCCAGCACCACACAGGAAAUCUUCGAUUGAUUGUGAUAACCCAUCGAUGCAGCAACAACAACAGCAGCAACAACCCGCGCAGCAAAAGCAACACCAGCUACAACACCUGCAACAGCUUCAACAGCAGCAGCAGCAGCAACAAUCGCAACAGCAAGGGCAACCACAACAAUCACAACAGCAACAGUUCAACCACUCACAGACGUCCAACACCGACGUACAGUCCACAUUGAAGGACAUUAGACUUUGCUUGCAGAAAACCAAGAACCUGAAUUUAGCUAGCGGCAACCAAUCUAGGAAAACGUUCGACAAAAGCAUCAUAUGUUCUAGCGAGUUUCCCGAAUCGCUUGGCACGGCCGUUAGCGGUGCGGUCAGUGGUGGAGGUACGAACAGUGUGAGCGGUGGAGUCAGCACCGGUCCCAGUCUGUCACCGAUAUGGAUACCUCGUACGCGUACUAACGACGACUUUAGUAGCAAAACAAUUGCAAAUGGAAGCGCAACGCUGCAGUCGUCCGUCGGCGGUAAUGGGCCCAACGUACUUUCAAACGGUUUACAGUCCGUUUCCGGAACUUCCUGUAAGCUCUCUUCAUCACCAUCGUCGAUGCACACAUCACUGCAAGCAUGUUCGAAGCCAGCCACCGGUACAGCGGCGGGAGAUUUUGCCGAGGAGACGGAUGUGCUUAUCGCACCAGGAGCUCCUUCUAAAACGAUGGCACUUGUCGAUGAGGACGAGGAUCCGGACACAGAUCUCGAAACCGAUCGGCUGCUUGGACACCAGCGGUUGGACGAUCAAGGGUUUUACGAUGAAAGUAACAACAAACUCUGGAGCAGCGAUCGUAAAACGGGCGCAUCCCGGUUACUGACACUGGGCAAAGUGUCUCCAAAGCAGCAAAACGCAUCCCAGUCCACGAGCACGGUGGGAACGACGGGAUCGGUUGUGGGUGCUGGCGGGGUAGCUAAUAAACCUACCGGUCAGGGUCCUCUGGGUGAACGAUUGGGUGGAUCGGUUGGGGUGCGUGGUAAUCAACCGAACGGUACCAGUAAUUUCCUUCCAUCAUCCGGUGCGGGUAUAACUAAUUCCGGUAUUGCUGGCACAAACUCGACUACCCCACUGUCGGAACUAGGUACGUCGGCGACCGCAAUGCCAACGUCCGUUGCCGGCAAUACAGUGAAUGGUGGUGUUGGCGCGACGUCCACCAACUGUCACAAAAGCGCGAAAACCAGCGGCAACUUGAUCAACUUUAACGGUCCAAACGAACCACAGACGCAGCUAACGUCGCCGAAUCCCAGUCCACAGCACUCGCUAAGCGAGGGAAAUUUAUUGGACAAGUCGAACGAUUCGGGCAGUCCGAGUGGAUCAACUAAAUCGAAGUCGCUUCACAAUAACGAUACCAAGAGGAAAUCGAAGAAUAAGGAAGUUCUUAUUGAGGGUGUUCUUUUUCGGGCACGUUACUUAGGGUCAACUCAGCUGGUCUGCGAGGGACAGCCCACGAAAUCUACUCGUAUGUUGCAGGCAGAAGAAGCUGUUUCCAGAAUAAAGGCUCUGUCUCCCGAUGGCGAGGUUCAACCAAGUACGGAAGUUGAUCUCUUCAUAUCCACCGAAAAGAUAAUGGUACUAAACACGGAUUUGAAGGAAAUCAUGAUGGACCAUGCGCUGCGUACGAUCUCCUACAUAGCUGAUAUUGGAGAUCUCGUGGUACUGAUGGCUCGUCGGCGCUUCGUACCACAGGAUGUAGACUCCACUGACUCGUCCGGUGGUGCUGGGAAUGGGUCGGGUUCACACACGGCUCGAGAUGUGGCCGGCAGUGGCAGCACACCGUCACAGAAGCUUGCCAGCGGGCCGAAGGGCAAUCGCACACCGAAGAUGAUCUGCCAUGUGUUCGAGAGUGAGGAGGCACAGUUUAUUGCCCAGAGCAUCGGCCAAGCGUUUCAGGUCGCGUACAUGGAGUUCCUGAAGGCGAACGGAAUUGAAGACCACAGCUUCAUGAAGGAGAUGGACUACCAGGAGGUGCUGAACAGUCAGGAAAUCUUUGGCGACGAGCUGGAGAUUUUCGCGAAGAAGGAACUGCAGAAGGAGGUGGUGGUGCCGAAGGCGAAGGGCGAAAUACUCGGCGUGGUGAUCGUCGAGUCCGGUUGGGGCUCGAUGCUACCGACCGUGGUGAUUGCGAACCUAGCGUCUUCCGGUGCGGCCGCCCGAUGCGGACAGCUGAACAUCGGCGAUCAAAUAAUCGCCAUCAACGGACUGAGCCUGGUCGGGUUGCCGCUUUCCACCUGCCAGGGUUACAUCAAGAACACCAAGAACCAAACCGUGGUGAAAUUUACGGUCGUCCCGUGCGCCCCAGUGGUGGAGGUGAAGAUUAAGCGACCAAACACGAAGUACCAGCUUGGGUUUAGCGUACAGAAUGGUGUGAUUUGCAGCCUGCUUCGGGGUGGAAUUGCCGAGCGUGGCGGUGUUCGUGUGGGUCAUCGCAUCAUCGAAAUCAAUAACCAAAGUGUCGUUGCAGUGCCGCACGAAAAAAUUGUAAAUCUGUUAGCCACUUCUGUUGGCGAGAUAUUAAUGAAAACCAUGCCCACUUCAAUGUUCCGACUGCUCACUGGACAGGAAAAUCCUAUAUACAUAUAAAUUAGUCAUUUUUUUACAAUGAGUUAGGGCCAUCGAGCAGGUCCUAAGCUUGUAAUAACUAGAUAUUGUGCUGAGAAAACAAAAAAAAGAAACAGACACACACACAUACAUUUGACUCUAUAUACUUUAUGAUUUUUUGUAAUGUAUACAUAUAUAUAAAAAAAAACGAUUAUAUGUGUAUAUUUCUAGCAAUCUUUUGGAAUUGAUUCAUACCUUGGCCUUGCAACUUACAUAAUUAUCGUUAUGAAUAUGAGCAUAAUACACACACAUACACAUACAUACACACACAUACACACACAACACGCGGGUACAUCCAACGUUAUGCGCCACAUACGUAACACAAUACGAAACUAUUGGGAAGAAAGGACGAAAGUUAAUGCUAGGGCCUCAAAUACACAUAACGCAGCCAGAAUUUAUCAAUACUCAUACACGACUAAAUGUAAAUCGUUGAGUUUAAAACAUUGCAAACGGUAUAAUAAUAAAGCUUUUUGCAUUUGGUGGUUUCGUGAGAGUUAGAAAGUGCGAGAAAGAGUCAGUAAAAGGUGAGCACAAGCACAAGUUGAAACAAAGAAAAAGAGAUCUGCGAAACAAAUACCUUUCGAAACAUUUCACUAAACGGAAGAGAAGAACAAUGGAAGAAAACCCCCAAAAACAUCAAAACCCUUUUGACGGUACGACAACCAAAGAUACCAUUUAUUGUAAUUACCUUUAAUGAAAGGGCAGAAAAAGAGGAAAAAAAGAGCAAUGAAGAGAAAAACAAAACAAGUAGUGAAAGAAACAGAAUCUCAGAAACUGAUAUAUUUUUUGAAAUCGUUUAAUAAGCAAAAUCAAGCUAAAAAAGGCAAAAGUAAACCAAAAAAAGAAGAGGUUACACGAAAAGGGAUAAACAGAGGAAGAUGUAAAGAAGGCAAUGAAGCUAUAAGCCAUACACAUAAACAUAUAAGGUAACAAACAUAAGCUUUGCGCUGAGUGGUGGAACUGAAACAAAUUCUAGACUAUCGAUCGAUUUGCAUUGAUCGGAACAGUACUCAUUAAUCGUUUACACCAUUUUGUUGUGUUCUGGUGUGUCACUAACAAGUGAAAAAGGAACAGAUGAGGCGUAGUUACAGUGACCUAGGAAGAAACAAAUACGAACUAAAUCUAACAAAGGAAAGGGUUAAGGCUAUAAUUUGUGAGAAACACAAACACCUGCAAAACAAAACAAACACAAAACACACACACACACACACACGCAACAUUUUAGGAUAUCAACCACAUUACACAUUUUACCCUGUGCUCAGUGUUGCUUCAUCUUACGCUUGCGAAGGUACUACGGCGUGUGCAAGCUGCUGCGGCUAUAAUUAAUAUAUCUGCUGUCCAUAAAAGAAGAAAACGUUGUGUAAAGUUCACAAAACAGGUGUGAUUGCGUGAUUAGUUGUUCAAGAAGAAGCCACAGUAACAAGAAGAAGAGAAGAAAAAAACAAUACACCGUCCUAAAAGAGAGAACAAAACAAAAGUAAGCGAGAUUACUUACAAUGCUCAGAACACAAACCAAUACCGGGUAGUAGAUGAAUAUUGAUGGCAGAUUUGCAGUACUCUAGUGGCUUCUAUUUCAAAUCCUGUUCGCAUCUAUAUUGAGUGACGUUGAUGCACCCAUAGGCACUGUAAUACUGAGUUUUUGCGGUGCUUCGUUCAACUGAGUUUGUGUUUUUCGGUGCAAUGAAUCUCGAAAUCAUUGGGACGUACCGCUGGAAGUUAAAGGAUAUUAGUAUUGACCGCUUUCGUGUGCCAUCAACAGUAUUUGCUUUUGAAUUAGACUGACCGGCUUUUCUUUUUCUUGGAGAGGCGUUUAGGUAUAGUUUUUACUUAUACAUACACUGACAAAAUUCACGCAUUGCGCAUUAUUUAGGUUUAACAUGAAACAGAGACCUCUCUAUUCGAGAGCGACUAGUACGGAACGUGUGUCAUGCGUCGCGAAUGUUCCACCAUCAUUCAUUCAAUGGUAGCAAUCAGUACGGAAGUCGCCUAACAAACGUUGCUUCGCAAGGGGAGAACAAAAUACAAAUGCAAGCGACCGAAGGGAAUCGGUUCGGCUAUUUAUGUGAACCAUGGUUUAAUGGAGAAUUAAUCUGGGAAGGUUUUGGAUAUUUACUUCUGCAAUUUGUAAAGAAAGAAGAACAAAAAAAAAAACACACUAACAACAACACAGUGACAAUGUGAUGUCUAAACAAACAAAUAAAAGUAAAUAUUAGAUAAAUGUAAAGAACAAAACAAAAACACUCACACAUUUACAAAAGAAGAAGACAAACACACAUACAUGUGCGCGCAAAGAUAGCAAACCGGAACAAGACGGGAAAGAUAAAACAGUAAAAAUCGCCAGCAAAAAGGAAAAACAACAACAACAAAAAAAAAAUAAGGAAUGAAAUAUGCAGCAAAAAAGUAAGACAAACAGUAAACAGCUAAUCAAAUCAAUUAAAAAAUGUAAUAACUUAAUUGUCAUCUUGUGUAACGUAUAAAUACGGCGUUUGAUAGCUACUAACAAAACAAAAAAAAACAACCGAUGCGUAUUUAUCAUUAAAUAAAAAUACUGUAUAUUAGCAUGGGCUGAAAUAAAUAUACAUAUAUAAAUA